AUGGAACUUGUCAAGAUAAUCUUCCUAAUCGCAAUAACGAUGGCUUUAUCAACUACCCUAACCAUGAAAACCAUGGUCAUGAAGAUAGAAGAAGGUGGCACAAAGAUGACCACCAAUGGCAUUGUCCAUAAUCAUGAAUUAGAGGAAGUGCCACAUGUCCUACUGCAUUCCAAGAGGGCGAGGAGUCGCUUCCUCGCGGAGAACGAGAAGGAGAGAAACCCUAGGGCCGCCGACCGCUGCCACAAGGACCUCGAGGUGUGCUACACCCUCGCGGGCGGGAAGAACUCGACCUGCUGCAACAACAAGUGCGUGGACUUGCGUACCGACCACCACAACUGCGGCGCGUGCAAGAAGAAGUGCAUGUACACGCAGGCUUGCUGCCGCGGGGAGUGCGUCUACGUGUGGUUCGACAAGAGGCAUUGCGGCGAGUGCAACCAUAGGUGCCACCACGGCAAGUACUGCCUCUAUGGCAUGUGCAGCUAUGCUUGA
Messenger RNA from Morus notabilis, 489 nucleotides. RefSeq names its product stigma-specific STIG1-like protein 1. NCBI's taxonomy places the organism in Eukaryota, Viridiplantae, Streptophyta, Magnoliopsida, Rosales, Moraceae. The transcript has a single exon. Bases 1 to 489 code for a protein of 162 amino acids. The record is from RefSeq and is a predicted model, not a curated record.